Messenger RNA from Dimorphilus gyrociliatus, 4238 nucleotides. NCBI's taxonomy places the organism in Eukaryota, Metazoa, Annelida, Polychaeta, Dinophilidae. The record is from the annotation of a GenBank genome assembly.
ACUCUGCAUUUUUUUUUAAAAACAACAAUAUGUUCCUAGUCGUCCUUUUGUUAAGCUUGAAAUUUUGUACGGAAAAGUUCCUUACGUGGGAAAAGGCUGAGGAUGAGUGUAAAAAAACUGGUGGAACUUUAGCUACCGUUCCAACUACAACUAUCAACAAAAAACUUAAGGAUGUACUAAUUAAAUCUAGCGCUUUAGACGCAUCGUGGAUCGGUGGUCAAGAAAGGGAAUUUCUAUGGAUGUGGGUAACCGACGGUUCGCUCUUAGCCGCGCAAGGGUGCUAUAAAGAUAAACCAAACGAUAGAGAUUUGAGCGUUGUUGUUGAAAUUCCUCUUCUAUUACCUUCUAAGUGUAUGUCAAGCUGCAAGGCCAGAGGUUACACUUACGCCGCCGUUCAGAAUGGAAAAGAUUGUUUUUGCGGUAAUUCAUUCGGCAAACACGGUUUUCAAGCAAAUGGAUGUAAAAAGUCGUGUUCAGGAAGUAUACCAGGAACGGUUGCUUGGUGCGGUGGCGUCAAUCAAAACUUUAUUUGGAGAGUAGAUGGAACCUAUUCCCUAUUCGGCUACGGUCAACCCAACAACUAUAGAGGUUAUCAACAUUGCGGAGUGUUUGAUACCAAAAUUAGUAAUAAAUUCGCCGAUGAAGAAUGUAGAAAAUUAUUGGGAUUUAUAUGCGAUAUCAGAUUUGAAUGGUGCAGAAAUUCUCUCGACUAUUUUAAGAAUGAAACGUCUGGAAGAUGCUAUUAUAUAAGUCCCAGUGUUCCUCAACGAUAUUCUUGGUAUACGGCUAGACAAAAGUGUAUUGAUCUUGGGGGUGAUCUGGUAAAAGUCGAUUCUCUAGACAAACACAACGAUAUGAUAGAAUAUAUCAAAAUAUCUAGAGAAAGGGUGGACGACAAGAAAAAGAGAAUAGUUCAAUAUUGGAUGGGUAUGUCUAAAGGCGGUUGGACUUGGAGCGGAGGUGAACCAUUCGGUUUUAAUAAUUGGGGAGAUCGUCAACCAGACGACGAAAAUCACAAGUGUAUUACACUAGAUCCAUCUCUUGACUACGAGUGGAACGAUGAAGAUUGUCAAGAGUUAAGGAGGUUUAUCUGUAGAUACGGGAAAGGAAAAGUUCCCACACCACCUACUCUACCACCAGUUGAAACUUCUACUAGACAAAAAACAACUAAAACUACCCAAAUAAAAACUACACCAACAACAAUUAAAAAAUCUAGCUCAACUUUAUUAACAACUCCUAAGCAAACAACUUAUCAAAAUACCGUCGAACCGUCCGAAGGAAAUCGUAUUAAAGAUGACGGUCUUAGCAGUCUAGAAAUAGGCCUAUUAAUCCUAUGCUGCUAUUGCGCUACUAAAAGAGAUAGAAAAAUUCAUCCGAAGACAAAGUCAUUUAAUGGAUUUGACGCAAGAGAAGAAGCCAAAAUACCUAAUUGCGGCAGACCAUCGGAUUUAUUCGGAUUGACAAUUUGUCAUCCAUUCGAAGAUUAUGUUAACAAAGUAGACCCUGAAUAUGGUUAUAAUGAAAUUCAAAGAUUAGAGGAAGAUGAUAAGACUAUCGUUAUUCUCAAUCAGACAACUCUAAGAUGGAUGGAUGACACGUUUUCGAAUCGUCCUUUGUGGUACAAUUACAUUGCUGUUGUUAUACCGAAAACAAUUAAGGUUAAAGACUCUGCCCUUAUGUUUAUCGGUUUGGGUAGAAAUGAUGAUCCUGCGCCGGAUCCCGAAGAAGAUAUCUUUAUCUAUGAAUUAGGUCAAUUCGCAGUUAAUACCGGAGCUGUUGCAGGUAUUUUAUAUAAUAUACCAAAUCAACCUAUCCGAUUUCCGGGAGACGAAAAGGAUAGAGUUGAAGAUGAUAUUAUUUCUAAAACUUGGAGAAUUUUUAUGGAUACACCAAAAGCGGAGAGAAAUCCUGAAAUGUUACUUAACUUUCCAAUGGGAAAAGCUGCAGUUAGAAGUAUGGACACCAUAACUGAUUUUUGCAAGAAUGAAAAUAGUGAAUUAGACGUUCAAAAGUAUUUUUUAACCGGACCAAGCAAGAGAGGAUGGACUGUAUAUAUGGCUGCAGCCGUUGAUAGUAGAGUUUUUGGAAUGGCACCAAUGUGUAUUGGUAUUGCCAAUAUGAUACCUAGUUUAAGAGAGCAUCACCGUUCAAUCGAAGGUUGGUCCGUCUUCUUUUACGACUAUUGGGCGCAAAACCUAACUGCUAGAUUAGACAAUCAAGAAACAAAAGAUUUAGCUGAAAUGGUCGAUCCUUACGAAUUUAUUGGAAAUUAUACAAUGCCUUCAUUCAUCGUUACGGCAAGUAACGAUGAGUUCUUUAUGUUAGACUCAAACAAGUUCUCUUUCGACAGUUACCCUGGUGUCCAUUAUCAAUGGGUUGUAGAAAAUGCUAAUCAUUACUUUAUUGGUCGAUUUGAGAAGGUAAGAGUUAACUACGAAGGUAUAUUUACAAAAUUGGUAUCUGGUACCGAAUGGCCAAGAUUUACUUCAAGAUCAGCCGCCGAUGAAAAUAGCGGUUUUAUUGAAGUUACAAGUGAAACCCCUCCAGUAAGAGUUACCGGUUACGCUGCAGUAACAACUCCUCAAACUCCAGGAAGAGAUUUCCGUCAAUUUAUUAGCGGUGGAAUUGGACCAGAUGAUUUACCCAUAUUCAAUGAUAUUGAAUACGUAGAAGUUCCUGUUCAAAGUUUGCCAAACAAUAGAUAUAUGCUAAGUUCUCUAAAACCUAGCAGAGGGUAUAGAGGAAUGUUCAUAGAAUUGGAAUAUAAUGGUACUGAUGGAAAAACUUUCAGUCUAUCUUCUCCACCACUAGUCGUUCCUAACACCUUUACCAUUGAUCCCUGUUCAGGUGAAUCUUGUAGAGGAAGAGAAUGUAUAUCAGUUCAUAUUGGCCAAGCUGGAGUACAGAUAGGUAAUGCCUGUUGGGAGUUGUACUGCUUGGAACAUGGUAUUGAACCCAAUGGAACACUCAUGGAGGGAGUUGAAAGGCAACCUGUUAUGUUUGGGGAUGAAUCUUGUACCACAUUCUUCUCCGAAACGGCUAGUGGUAAAAGAGUACCGAGGGUUGUCUUUAUUGAUCUGGAACCAAAUGUUGUCGAUGAAAUUCGAACUGGUACCUACCGCCAACUUUUCCAUCCCGAACAACUGAUAACUGGUAAGGAGGAUGCUGCUAACAACUACGCCCGAGGUCAUUAUACAGUUGGUAAAGAAAUCGUCGAUUUGGUUCUUGAAAGAGUUCGAAAAAUUGCUGAUCAUUGUUCAGGACUUCAGGGAUUUUUGAUCUUUCAUAGUUUUGGCGGUGGAACUGGGUCGGGUUUUACGUCACUUCUUAUGGAACGUCUAUCUGUUGACUAUGGAAAGAAAUCGAAAUUGGAAUUUAGCGUCUAUCCCGCUCCUCAAGUCUCAACUGCAGUUGUUGAACCAUAUAAUUCUAUUCUUACAACGCAUACUACUCUAGAACAUUCGGAUUGUGCUUUUAUGGUUGAUAACGAGGCUAUUUACGAUAUUUGCAAGAGAAAUUUGGAUAUAGAACGCCCAACCUAUUCGCAUCUCAAUCGUCUUAUAGCCCAAGUUGUAAGCUCGAUAACGGCGUCGCUUCGUUUCGACGGAGCGUUAAAUGUUGAUUUAACGGAAUUUCAAACAAAUCUCGUUCCUUAUCCACGAAUUCAUUUCCCUUUGGCAACAUAUUCUCCAAUUUUAUCGGUUGUAAAGGCUCAUCACGAGAAUAUAACAGUAUCGGAGAUAACUAAUAAUUGCUUUGAACCGGCUAACCAGAUGGUAAAGUGUGAUCCAAGAUGUGGAAAGUACAUGGCCUGCUGUCUGUUGUAUAGAGGUGAUGUCGUUCCUAAGGAUGUUAAUUCGGCUAUAUCUGCCAUUAAAAUGAAGAGGUCUAUACAAUUUGUGGAUUGGUGCCCAACUGGUUUUAAAGUAGGAAUUAAUUAUCAAUCACCAACCGUUGUACCUGGAGCAGAUUUGGCCCAAGUAUCAAGAGCAGUGUGUAUGCUUUCUAAUACAACUGCAAUUGCAGAAGCGUGGGGUAGAUUAGAUCAUAAAUUCGACCUUAUGUACGCUAAGAGGGCUUUUGUACACUGGUACGUUGGAGAAGGAAUGGAAGAAGGGGAAUUCUCUGAGGCAAGAGAGGAUAUGGCAGCCCUUGAGAAGGAUUACGAAGAAGUUGGCUACGAUUCUGUCCAAGAUGAUGGAGGUGAAGGUCAAAACGAACUUGGUGAAGAGUACUAA